This is a messenger RNA of Pteronotus mesoamericanus, 4036 nucleotides long. It is a transcript of the gene SLC22A15, whose product is annotated as solute carrier family 22 member 15. Gene Ontology annotation, cellular component: membrane. NCBI's taxonomy places the organism in Eukaryota, Metazoa, Chordata, Mammalia, Chiroptera, Mormoopidae. Gene Ontology annotation, biological process: transmembrane transport. The transcript has 12 exons. The coding region runs from base 142 to 1782 and encodes 546 amino acids. The record is from RefSeq and is a predicted model, not a curated record. Gene Ontology annotation, molecular function: transmembrane transporter activity.
UAGUCCGCGCACAGCCCAGGAUUCAGCGCUGCCACCGCCCCCGCCACGCCCGCCCGGCGAGCGUUCCGGCCAGCGUCCGGGAGGGAGUCCUAGCCGGAGCGGUGCCGGGGGAGCGAGGGCCCCGCCAGAGUGGGGGGCGCCAUGGAGGUGGAGGAGGCGUUCCAAGCGGUGGGGGAGAUGGGCAUCUACCAGAUGUACUUGUGUUUCCUGCUGGCCGUGCUGCUGCAGCUCUAUGUGGCCACAGAAGCUAUCCUCAUUGCGCUGGUCGGUGCCACGCCGUCAUACCACUGGGACCUGGCAGGGCUCCUGCCCAAUCAGAGCCACGGCGGCCAGAGGGCUGGUGACGACCGGGCCCUGGGGGCCUGGCUCCUGAGGGCCAACGGCAGCGAGAUCCACAAGCACGUGCACUUCAGCGGCAGUUUCACCUCCAUCGCCUCCGAGUGGUUUUUAAUUGCCAACAGAUCUUAUAAAGUGAGCGCAGCAAGCUCUUUUUUCUUCAGCGGCGUGUUUGUGGGCGUGAUCUCCUUCGGUCAGCUUUCAGAUCGCUUCGGGAGGAAAAAGGUCUAUCUCACAGGUUUUGCUCUUGACAUCUUAUUUGCUAUUGCAAAUGGGUUUUCUCCCACGUACGAGUUCUUUGCAGUCACUCGCUUCCUGGUGGGCGUGAUGAAUGGAGGGAUGUCACUGGUGGCCUUUGUCCUGCUGAACGAAUGUGUGGGCACCGCCUACUGGGCACUCGCAGGGUCCAUCGGCAGCCUCUUCUUCGCGGUUGGCAUCGCCCAGUACGCCCUGUUGGGGUACUUCAUCCGCUCCUGGAGGACCCUGGCCGUGCUGGCUAAUCUGCAGGGAACGGUGGUCUUCCUCUUAUCCUUAUUCAUUCCUGAAUCACCUCGUUGGUUAUACUCCCAGGGUCGCCUGAGCGAGGCGGAAGCCGCUCUGUACCUCAUUGCCAAGAGGAACCGCAAGCUCAAGUGCACGUUCUCCCUGACGCCGCCGGCCAACAGGAGCUGCAAGGACACGGGAAGUUUCCUGGACCUGUUCCGGUACCGGCUGCUCUUGGGGCGCACUCUCACCCUGAUGUCUAUCUGGUUUGUGUGCAGCUUGGUGUAUUAUGGCCUAACUCUGAGUGCAGGUGACCUAGGUGGAAACAUUUAUGCCAACCUGGCCCUGUCCGGCCUCGUAGAGAUUCCAUCUUACCCUCUCUGCAUCUACUUGAUUAACCAGAAAUGGUUUGGUCGGAAGCGAACGUUAGCAGCAUUUCUGUGCCUAGGAGGACUGGCUUGUCUUAUUGUCAUGUUUCUUCCAGAAAAGAAAGACACAGGUGUGUUUGCGGUGGUGAACAGCCGCUCCUUGUCCCUGCUGGGGAAGCUGACCAUCAGCGCUGCCUUUAACGUAGCGUAUAUCUACACCUCCGAGAUCUACCCUACCGUCAUCAGGAAUGUUGGGCUUGGAACGUGUUCCAUGUUCUCCCGAGUCGGUGGGAUUAUCGCUCCCUUCAUCCCCUCACUGAAAUAUGUGCAGUGGUCUUUGCCUUUCAUUGUCUUCGGAGCCUCUGGCCUGACCUCAGGUCUCUUGAGUUUGUUGUUGCCAGAAACCCUUAACACUCCCUUGCUAGAGACGGUUUCUGACCUUCAGGUGUAUUCAUACCGGAGGCUGGGGGAGGAAGCUCUGUCUUUGCAGACCUUGGAUACCCCACAGUCCGUGGACAAGGAGGCUGCUUUAGGGAGUGAGAGUGAAGAGGAAGAAUUUUAUGAUGCAAAUGAAGAGACUCAGAUGAUCAAGUGAAAAUCCCAGAUUCCUCCACAGAAGCGGAAGAUCACUGUGCCUUUGGCCAAGGCAGGUUCUUGGAACCUGAGAAUUGUAGAAAGAUCGGCUUGAACAUAUGGAGAAGGCACUCGGCUUCUGGACUGAUUUUUGCCAGGCACAGAGCCAGUUGGAGAAGAGACUUCAUGAGCGAGGCCAUCACUGCAUUGAGGAAAUAGAUGUUAUUUGGUUGAAAAUUCAGACUUAGCUCAGAAUCGUGACCUCUGGCCAGACAGCUCAAUUCACAUGCCUGAGUGGCAAGUUGAUUUGUUUCUAGAAGUUUGAUUGGGUUGCUUUUCCUUCAUCAUGACCUAAAGGCCGAUACAUAAAAAUUUUUUUCUCAUAAUUUUUCUGGGAUGAGAUAAACACCCUUAAGAUCGAAUGGCUAGGCCCUUAAGAUUCAUCUUUAUACUGUAUUUGAUCUCUACCCUUGUCAGUUACUCCUCGCCAGGAAUCUUUUGAGGUAAUGUUGGUAUGAGCAGAGGAGAAGCACUGCGUUUGGGUGGCCCCAGACCUGCCAGCAUCACCCUGACAGAAUCUGAGUUCUCAGCUUGGUUCUCAACCUCAUGGUCGGCUCGAGCUCCACGUGUCUUCAGCCCCGCGGGUAAUCCUCUAGGAAAAGUGCAUGGUUCCAAAGCAGUUUUCUCCCUCAGAGGUGUGGCCACGAUGACCUGUUAGGUCCCUUCAGGACUCAAAUUGUGAAAUUUCUUCUGUUCCCACUUGUGUACACUGCUAGAAAAAUUUCCAUCUCAGAUUCCAGUGCCAGCAAUAACUUCAAAGUCAUACCCAGUGAAUGAUGAAGUUUUAUAAAGGCAGGGAGGACCGCUUAAAAAAAUAACAUGUUGAGCACCUGGAUGUUAGAGGUGUGGGGGAGAAGGUGCCAUUUUUAAUAAGGAAGAAAACAAAGUUAUCUUCCAGAAUUUUAAAUUUUGUUAUGUUUUCAGGGUUGUGCAAUGGGGGACUUGGGCAACAUUUAAGAAUUUGAAUCCUUCUAGCCUGAGAGCUACCUCUACCUGUUUAGUCAAAUGGAAGGCAUAGUAGUUCCAUAGGAAGUUUUGGGUUUUCAUUAAGUACUAACAACUUUCAAGUAAAUCAGAAUCAUACUUAGCUCCCUAAAGUCAUGUGCUGAAAAGUCCUGUUUCCCCACGAAACUUGAAUGUUACCCGGAGUUCUCACCUGGAGUCAGUGGGCGUGGCCAGCAUUGCCAUGAGCUACUCUUCCAACCAGGGAAAUGCCUGCGUUUUCAGAAUUUCCCUUCGUACAGAUCUCUCAGAGAAAAAGAAAUUGCAUUAAUAUAAAAAGAGGAAGUCACCACAACCGCUUCGGGAAAUCUUGGAGGAGUCCCCCUCAUCGGCUCCGCCACUCUCCUGUCUUCUUCCACUUCAACCUCUUGGUUUACAUUGCUUCGGUUGGACCUUUGUAUUUGCUAAAGUAUGUUUAUGUUCUUUAUGCCCUUGAUUAUAGAUUGUACUCUUCAUAAGAAGGGGCCAUCUCUACUGCUUUCUAUUUCUCUCCACUGUGCCCAGAACGUGGGCCUAGACACCAUAAGGACUAGCAAGUAUCAUGCUUUCUAGCCAUCAGAGGAAUUGUGGAACUCUUCCCAGUAUCAUUUUUGUAAAGCCCAGGCAGCCCUGGCCCAAACCCAUGUGGAAUCCUGCUUGGCCUUCUCUGGAAAUGAAGACCUUAUCCAUGACCAGGAGCGGAAGGGAUGAACCUGCAAGGACUCUCAGAAGCUCUUCUUCAAUGGUCGGGGCAUUAAAAAUAAAACAAUAAACUAACAUACAUGUGAUUUGGGGUUAGUGGGGGCUCUCUUUGCAUCGUAAGAAUAACACAUCCUAUCAUAGAAAAUUUGGAAACUAGAAUUUAAAAACUAUCUCUUGUAGGCCCCACACCCAGAGACAACCAGUGUUAGGGUUUCGAAGACCAGUUAGGACUCAUCUCUGUGUUGGCAGAAGGUGCCCUCUGCCCCUGGCUAAAUAAAUGGACAUUCUGUUAGUUCUAUCCCUGGGCACCCUUUUCCCCAGCUAUGGGUGGGAGAAGGGAGGGAGGGACACACAUUUUGGACACAUGUUACUUAAUAAGGGUGGGUAGGUUGUUGGUGGCUCGUAUCAGAUGUGUCACUCCAUUUUGUUUCUUUCUAGAAGAUCUUUUGGCAGAGUUAAAGAAUGACUAUUUUUUCAUUCCUCUGCCUUUUAUAAAAACAGGGUUUUUUUUCUUUCAAUAGUAACUGUUGAAG